AUUUUUGUUCGUCCGCAGAGCAUUGCUAUCGCAGCCGGUGCAGUGCGUUACGCGUCGUCCGUGUUGUUGGUGUUUUUUUUUUUUUAUGCGUUUAAUUUAUCAUUACCCAUUGCAUUUAGAUACAGUGCGAAAUUCAAAUCAUUCUCGUUAUUGUAUAAUAAACGUCGACGGGAAAACGAGAGUUACGAUCGUAAGAUAAUAAAUUAAUAAUAAUAAUAAUCAAUUAUUGUCGUCGCGUCGUCUGUCAGACCGCCAAAGGGGAAUUUCAUUGUCUAGUGCGUGUCUGCCGCCGUCGUAACACCGUCAGUGCAUCGCGUAGUUACAGCCGGUGUACAGUGCGUUUUACCGACGCUCCCGUUACUGCUUACCAGUUACCGGGUAUAAACGCGUUAACGUCCAUAAGUAUUUAGAGACGAGUGCGAAUGCGCGCGCGCGCAACACCGAUUGCUGAAGUUACUAUUAUCAAUUAUCAUACGGUACGGCGACAGUGAUCGUCCCAGUACCUCUGUGGCUCCGUAUUUCCAGAUUUCGCAGAGACCGGUUCACACGCCGCGCGAAUCAUGUUCGUUGACGUGCUCAAACGGUACUUGCUGAUCGUGUGGAACUUCUUCUUCGGACAGGUUUCUACAGAAUCGAUCAAAGACAGUCCGUCUUACCCCGAGGAGAAACCAGACAAACCAAAAGUUUUGGCUGAUGUAAUUCCACCUGCCGAGGUUGAUGGCAAUGAAGAUAAGAUCGAAAAUAAAGACGAAGAAGAUGACGAUAUCGAAGAGAUUUUUGAUGACGACGAAGAUGAAGAAAGAGAGGAAAUAGAACUAGAAGAUGAAGACGAAGUUGAAGAGGAUGAAGACAAGAAAGCAGCGAUUGUAUCCAAAAAACCCGAAAAUAAUGUAACAAAUGACGAACCUAUUAAACCCAAUGUUUUGCCAAACAAAAUUGAAGAGGUCAAAGUACCGGAUGUGCUGCCAAAACCAAAAGACGAAAUAAAAAAACCCGAGCCGCCAAAGGUCCCGAAAGAAACUAGUGAAAAAGAAAAGCUGAAAAUAGAUAUCGAUAACGCGAAAAAAUCAGAGAUUCCUGCCAAGUUAAAGCCAGAAUUCGAGGUAUGUGAGAGGGAAGGAGCUCCGUCCACCAAACCUGAGGCACCUGAAAAGGAUGAUUCCAAGUUCAAGUCAUCGGAGUUUGAAAUAGUGGAGAGGGAUGACAGAGACGUACCACCGCCAAAGCCAAAGGCCGAGUUCGAAAUUGCCGAGAGAGGAACGGCGGUGAAACCAGUGCUGCCGCCACCCCCUCCACCGUUGUCGUCAUCGACGACGAUUAAAGGUGACCCAGCUACCGCUCCGGAUUCGGUCAAAGACAACACUAGUCAGCCAGAAGUCAAAUUUGACAGUGAUGAUAAAAACGCACUGAAACCGGCGGCGCCGGGAAAAGCCGUGGCACACGUGAAGUUUCAAGAAGACGAAGACAACAAAAUUUCGGGUAAAGGCCUUGAGCCUGCAGUGGACUUUGUGACUCUGGAAAAAGGUGAAACAAACGUCAAACCACCGGGAGCAACAACAGGUAAUGCUACCGCCGGAGAUGCAGUAGGUGAUUUUUUGUCAGCCGAACAGGCGCACGGCGGUCAACUCCUACACCGCGACCAUGAAUCCAUUCAAGACCAACAGCUGGAUUAUAGUGAUUCCGGUGAAGAGUUAUCUGACGACGACAUUGAAAUCGAUUACGAAGACGACGAGGACGACGAAGAAGUGGUUGAAGUAAAACCACUGCCGCCAGUCGCACGUAGUGUUUAUAAAAAGAACGACUGAACCAUCGCCGUGUUUUGUUUAGUCGUCUCGGCGAGCCAUUGUAUAAAAAUAGUUAAAACACAUAUUUUUCUUCUUUUUAUAAUUGUAAAUUAAAUUAAAAAAAAA
Molecule: messenger RNA, 1910 nt
Organism: Melanaphis sacchari
Lineage: Eukaryota; Metazoa; Arthropoda; Insecta; Hemiptera; Aphididae
Product: nucleolin-like
Exons: 3
Coding region: 561-1805 (414 amino acids)
Source: RefSeq, a predicted model, not a curated record